AAUUGUAUCGUUAUAAAAUUGUAUCGUUAUGGUUAUUAAGUGAGUUUAAGGUAACUCAAAAGGUACCAAAAUAUAACACGAAAAGACAGACUGAAUGAUGAAGUGAACGUGAUUAAAAACGCCGCUACCCGUAAGACCAAACACAGGGUAAAGGUGACGACGAGUUUCUGCGCGGGCUAUUUACAACUGCGCCAUUGUUUCAGCGAAUCCUGAUAAAGGUUUAAAAUUUAAUGAAACUUUAAUGAUUACUUGCUUAUAUUUAUCUAGUAUAUUGUCUAGUAGAGAGGUGGGUCCCAUAAACGUAUUUAGCAGGCUGAGGUCAACAGUUGUAGGGAAAAUGAAGGCUACAGUUAGCUAGGUAGCGUCGUUUUACUUUAAAACACAGACAACAUACAAAUGGAGACAAAAUAUCCGGCUUUGAAGAGACCCAGGAGAAAACUCUGCUUCAGUACAAAAAAGAAAAGUUUGUCUAGUCAACUGGGAGAAACCUUCACAAAUCAGGGUGUCGACAAGAUGUUUGAUGAUAAAGAUGUUUGUGCGCUUGAGCCACACCCACCUUCUGUUUUGUUUCAGAGUUCUGAUUCUGGGACAAACAUCAGUGAAGCAUCCAUCUCUCCAGUCCCACAGGAAAAACACUCAGCUAAAGAACUUCCAGAACACCAGAUUUCUUUGCAGUGUCAAGGUCCCCGUAGACAUUUUCAGCUCCCUGCAACAAGCUCACCAAUAUCUAAACUGGACGCUGAUUCGGGCAUCCCGUUCAAAGCACACGGGCCAAUUAAGACUUCCAGUCCAAAAGAACACAAUGGUGUCACCCCGAUUCUUUUUAACAGCGAAGAUGAGGCAGAAGAACCACAAGCACACCCCGUACCCACCCAGAAGCCUCAAUGCGAUGGACAAGGAACUGAGGACAGGGAUGAAAACAUCAAGAAAUCAGUUGGAGAAGCGAGAAAGAAGCCUGAAGAUGCUUCUAGAAGAAAGUCCACUCAGCCACCUGCAGAACCGUCCUCAUGUGGAGGAAAGGACAUGGCUGGUUUCCUCAAGACGUUCCAACUGACGAGAACGUCCAAACCAUCAUGUUCCCAGAAACCUCCAGUGAAAGCGCCGCCUCUUCUUCCUCCUUCUUCUCCAGAGCCAGAGGAUGAUUUUCUGAUUCUGGAAGACGAUGCACCGCUUCAGUUUUCCAUUCCAAGAAAAAGUGCCUCGAGUAAGAGACACCGGCUGAGCAAGAGCUCCAGCUCUAACAAAGAGAGCUCAACAGACAAGGAGACAAAAGAUGGUCCUGUAGAGGUUCCACAGAAACAAAAGGAAGUGGAAAUGGCCACCAGCAAACUGGACGGUCAGGCUGUUCAUCAGAAAAUGACGAAGAAGAAAGACAAAGAGAAAAAUCUUGAGGUGGUUAAGUCUGACAAUGACAAAGGAGAUUCACCCACUCACCAGGAUCUUCCUGCAGACGAAACAAUUGUGGAGCCAGAAGAAGAACCUGCCCAGAAAACUGGAACAAAGAAACACAAGUCCACCAAGAGGAAGAAUUUAAAAGGCGAGAAAGACAUUGCUGCAAAAGGUGGAAGAAACUCAUUAAAAGAGAAGAGAAAACAGGCUGAAGCAUCUAAAGCUGUGUGGGAGACAGAACAUGGCAAUGUGUUUAGACAACUAAUCCAGGGGAACAAUGUUCAGGAGGCAGCAGAUACUGAAGAUCUGAGUGACUUUACAGACAAACACAUAAACUUUGUAGUGAAUGAAGAGGCCAAGCAGGACAAAAAGUCGGCCGCAUCCACAAGCAGCUCAUCUGAAGAUGCUCAGCUUCUCAGAAAGAGAAAGAGGAGACAGCCUGGGGAGUGGUGGAUGAGUUGCCCUCAGAGCCGAGAGAGAACAGAAAACCUUCAAGCCCUCAAAAAGUCCAAACAGAACAGCAAAGAGCCCAGCACAGCAGUACCUUGGACUUUAAAGAACAAGAAAGACAAAUUGUACUCAAGAAAAAACCCAAAAGAGCCCGUAAAGUUAUCCAGCGAUCAUACGAAUAAAGUUAAAGGGAAUAAUGGAAAACAGACUAAAAGGAGAAAUGCAAGAGAUGAGAAGAUCAAAGAGAUAGCAGAAAAAAUCAUUACAGCUAAAGCAGAGCUGGAGGAUCAGCAGAUCCCCGAUGAAGACCCAGAUCCGGAGUCAAGCCCCUUGGUCUUCUCAAAGAGAGACCACGGCAUCAAUUCAGGCCCUGCGUCUCAGCUGUGUCAACCAAAGGAGCAGCUGGGGGAAACUGAACCAACAAAACGAAGGAGCAAACCACCAGGUGAUUGGUGGGUAGUUUCAACUGAGCCUAAUGAUUUGGAAAUCAUCGCCUCACAGCCUUGGCAGCCUCCCUUAAAGGAGCCCAAACAUCAGAAGAAGCAGGAAAAACUGCCUAAGCAGAAGCCAUCCAGACUUGGCGCUCCAAACAAUGGCAAUGUUGCAUCAAAAACACCAGGGGGAGCUCCAGUGACUCAUGUGAGGCCACUGUCUACUCCAAAGACCGUCAAACGCUGUCUUGAAACAUUUGAAGACAUGUUCACUUCGGUCGGGGAGACCCCCACUACGGCCACCAACAGAGAUGCACGUCAGUGCAAAAGACGUAACGUCACGUCCCAGGCUGUAGAGGGGAGCCCUGAUACCGGCCCUGCAACAUACAGCAGGCCUGAUGUACGCAGUGGAGCGGAUGUUGAUGAAUGCUCACAGCCUGACCUGGAGAUCCUACCGGAAAGAGCAUGUCAGACUGAGGACACCUUUAGAGUCCUCAGCAGUGGACCUUCCUCCAUGAUUGAGCUGGAAAAGUAUGACUACGACGAUGACGACAUGAAGUUGCCGUCAUCCAGGGUUCGAACUUGGCUGUCUGUGUCUGAUUUUUGCGCUCCUCCCCUCGAAAUGCUGGCCCUACACUCAAAGGAUAAGGAAUACCUCACUGAAUGGUUCCAGAAUCUCUGGUCCACAGGAACUGGCGGAGGCACUACAGUCACUCCUGACCAGUUUCAGUGGUACUUCUACCAAGACCGAGCCCUGGGUAUCCAGGUGGACAUUAACAGCAGCUCCAUCUGUUCUGGAAAGCUGGUGAUGGGCUCAUACAUGAAGAAACCCCUCUGGGUGGAUCACAGUGCUACAACAAUUUUCAACUUAUUAACAAACGCGGUGAGUGUUACGGUCGAUGGCAGUGCGUCUCACUACAGCGCUGGAGAAGCUUUUAUGGUGGAGUGUGGACGAGCCUACAGCAUCCACAACAAAAACGUACAGCCGGCUGCUCUUUAUUUCACCCGGAUGUUAGCCGAGAGUUCGGACAGAAGUAGUUAAAGUCAUACAAUUUAUCUGCAUGCACUGUAAAAAGGCCUAUUGGUAUGACUAAUUUAAUUUUAAAAUGUAAGCUGUAAAUACAAAUUGUGUGUUUUUUUUGUUUUGUUUUUUUUUGCAGAAAAUUUGAGGCAACUUUUCCUAAACUGAAGCUGUAUGAAUUUAUAAAAUUCUGCUUUAGCAGAGACAAAAAACAACAAUUUGUAAAUAAAUUACUGCUCUUUUUGUA
Molecule: messenger RNA, 3538 nt
Organism: Girardinichthys multiradiatus
Lineage: Eukaryota; Metazoa; Chordata; Actinopteri; Cyprinodontiformes; Goodeidae
Product: triadin
Exons: 15
Coding region: 397-3312 (971 amino acids)
Source: RefSeq, a predicted model, not a curated record